AUUGGUGAAUGUUUUGGUUUUGCAUAACAUCUCACAACACACACAGACACACCGGCUGGCUUGUGCAGUAUUUCAGUGAUUUUCCCAAAUCUAAUCCGAACCUUUAUUGACCACCGACAAAACAAUAAAACAAUCCACCAUUCCGGCAAUGGCACCGAUCGUUCUGAAGGGAAGAAACUAUGCCCUGCUCGUCGGCGGCAUCGUGGGCUUCAUCGCACUGGCCUGCUAUCCAAUCAUCGUGCAUCCGAUGCUGCAUCCGGAGGAAUACAAAAAAGCGCAACAGGUCAACCGAGCGGGUAUCAAGCAGGAAGAAAUCCAGCCAGGAAACAUGCGAGUCUGGAGUGAUCCCUUCAAACCGCGGGAAGACAUUAAGCGAUAAACAAAGCUCAUCCAGUAGAGGAGAUUUGCCGUUUCGUUUACGUACUACACCUCCCAAUAACGUAAACGGUACGUUGAUUCUCUUCAAGUAGUAGCUUAAUACGAGGCACGGUGAAUGUUUGAGUUUGUGUUUUUGUGAGGAGAAUAAUAAGUUUUAGAUGUAAA
Molecule: messenger RNA, 543 nt
Organism: Anopheles gambiae (African malaria mosquito)
Lineage: Eukaryota; Metazoa; Arthropoda; Insecta; Diptera; Culicidae
Product: small integral membrane protein 20
Exons: 3
Coding region: 149-379 (76 amino acids)
Biological process (GO): mitochondrial respiratory chain complex IV assembly
Cellular component (GO): mitochondrial inner membrane
Source: RefSeq, a predicted model, not a curated record